AUGAUCGACAGAUUUUCGCGUUGGGCAGAAGCUGUACCUUUACGGGAUAUUGAGGCGAAAACUAUUUACAGAGCUUUUGUCGAUAAUUGGUUGUCGCGUUUUGGCACACCUUCGAAGAUAACAACGGAUCAGGGUAAACAGUUCGAGUCUAGGAUUUUUAAGUUUUUAUUGCAUCUUGCGGGUUGCCACCGUUUGCGGACAACAGCAUACCACCCGGCGUCAAAUGGUAUGAUCGAGCGUUGGCAUCGUACUCUAAAAGCUGCCAUUAUGUGCCACUCGGACGAAAAAUGGACACAUACUUUAUCCACGGUUUUGCUGGGUUUAAGGACGACUGUCCUUGACUCGGGCGCAUCUCCUGCUGAAUAUGUUUACGGCACCACCCUUAAAAUUCCGGGUGAAUUCAUCCUACCGGAUGAAUUCAAAGCAAACCCUCAAUUUUUCUUAGAGGAGUUUCGAGAACAUAUGCGCCUCGUGAAACCCGUACCCGUGACACACAAACAUAAGAGAAAAAUUUUCGUGUUUAAAGAUAUGUAUAGUUGCUCGCAUGUUUUUUUGAAAUCAGCACCUGUAAAAAAAUCAUUGGAAAGUCCUUAUUCCGGCCCACAUAAGGUCGUGGAUAGAACUUCGGAUCGCGUGUUUGAGAUUGAAGUAAAUGGCGAGAAAAAACGAGUUUCAGUAGAAAAUAUUAAGCCAGCUUAUUUCACUCGCGAUGAUUUGAUAAUUCCGGACAAUGUAAGAAAAAAUGCUGCGACUAGUGUACCUGUCAACAAUAUUGUUAUCACUCCACAAAAUGAUAUUCAUUUCAAGACGAAUAAUGUUGUUCCUUCGACUAUCGAAGAAGCUGCACUUAAUCUUCUCAUGUAUAAGAAUGGUCCGAGACUUAGAAGCGACUCCGUUGGCAUGGAACUGUCGGAUGCUCAUACUGAUGGCGUCACACAAAAGAACAAGCGCACCUGCUGCGAUGACAAGAUACAUCAGACACGUCAAGUACUGAUAAAGAUCCGAAAGCAUCUCUACUUAAGGGAGGAGAUAAGAAACGCAACGAUACCAACUCGCCUCCAACCGCUUUGA
Leptopilina heterotoma is the source of this 1071-nucleotide messenger RNA. RefSeq lists its product as uncharacterized. NCBI's taxonomy places the organism in Eukaryota, Metazoa, Arthropoda, Insecta, Hymenoptera, Figitidae. The transcript has 2 exons. Bases 1 to 1071 code for a protein of 356 amino acids. Gene Ontology annotation, biological process: DNA integration. The record is from RefSeq and is a predicted model, not a curated record. Gene Ontology annotation, molecular function: nucleic acid binding.